ACACCCGUAUUGGUUCGUUCAUGAAACAUCCGGUUGUGGAGGAUUAAUUUGAGUUAAACUGACCCGCGUAAAAUUUUUCAUAGGUUAUAUUAAAAAAUAGCUAUACAAAUAAUAAAGUGUUUUUGGAGAAAUAACUGGGAUGGAUUUCGAUGUUAUCCUGCGUGACGUGGGAGAAUUUGGACGAUACCAGAUACUGUUAUUAAUCUUCGUUAUUAUACCGGCAUGCGUCCCAGGGGGAAUGCAUAGCUUUUCCCAGUUGUUCUUAGUGGCCACACCGAAGCACUCCUGCCACAUCCCCAUCAACAGUACGCAAUUCAACUCUUCUCUGUUUAUUCCGCGUGGAGCAAAACCCAGCGAUAUCGACGCCCAGUGCCUAAUGUACGAUUUGGAUUAUACAAACGACACCAUGCUAACGUCAUUCACACCGACUUACGAUACACCGAUCUCCCCGUGCAGAUACGGAUGGGAUUAUGACCGCUCCAUGUACCGGUCAACGGUAGUAACGCAAUGGAACCUCGUGUGCUCGCAUAAACUGCUCCCCACUUUCUCUUUAACAGUACAUACUUUCGGUAGUUUAACCGGCUCGUUGUUACUGGGAUACGUCGGUGACCGGUUCGGUCGUAAACCCGCCUAUUAUAUUGCCGUGACCCUUCAGCUACUCAGCGGUGUGGGGACGGUUUUCGCGCCCAAUUUUGUGGUCUUUUGCAUUAUCCGUUUCAUCAAUGGAUUAACCACAAUCCCGGUGUGGAUAUUCCCGUUAAUCAUGGCGCUGGAACUGAUCGGUCCCAAUAAACGUGCCCCCGUGGGAACGACCAUGUCGCUGAUUAACACCUUAGCGGUUUUGGGUUUGGGUGGUAUUGCCUAUGCCAUUCGCGACUGGAUGUCCCUACAACUGACCGUAACUUUGUCAUUUUCGUUUUUGAUAUUCUGGUGGUGGCUGUUACCAGAAUCGCCACGCUGGCUGAUGGCAGAAGGUCGUUUCGAAGACAUGUUGAAAAUUGUGAAGAAAAUAGCCCGAUUGAAUCGAGUCGAACUGACCGAAGAGCAAAUCGAAACAUGGCGGGAUACUUAUUUUAAAAGUACCGGGAAAGUCGAUUUAACUGCGGCGCGCUACAGCCCGUUAGAUUUAUUUCGCACGCCGAAUCUCCGGAUGAAGACCAUCCUGAUGGUGUUCAAUUCGUUCAGCAACAACCUCGUCUACAACGGUCUGAAUUUCUUCGUUCCUCAACUUGGCGACAACGAACACGUCAGUUUUCUGUUGAGUUCCGUUGUGGAAGUGCCAUCAUACUUCAUUCUGUACUUCACCCUGGAUCGUUUUGGCCGUAAAGUCACCAUUAUGUCGACCAUGCUGAUUGGUGGAAUAUUUAGUCUGCUGGCAGCGGCCACGGCCACAUUGCCAACAACCAUGAUGGUGUUGGUUCUCGCUGCCAAAUUCUGCAUCAACCUAUCUUUUUUUAUCGUGGAUUUAAUGGUAUCCGAAUUAAUUCCCACUGUGGUGCGAGGGGAAGGUGCCACGUUAACCCAGACCGUAUCAGCUAUUGGGCUGUGUAUUAGCCCGGCCAUUAUGUACUGGGGGAACCAGAAUGAAAUGGGUCCAUUAAUUCUGUUUGGUGUCCUUGCGCUGGCUGGUGCGGGGGCUAUUCUGCGAUUACCAGAGACGGCUAAUACGAAACUGCCGGAUACCCUUGAAGAAGGAGAAGAGUUUGGGAAACAUGCGCGAUGGAUUAACGUAAUACCGCGAUGUUGUCGGAAAUCCUGUGAUGGAGAUACGGAGACAGAAAGCGGUUCGGAUUCGGGGCCAGAAAAGGCUAUCUUGUUAUCUAAACUGCCGUAGCGGCAUUUUGUCAUUACAGCCAACAAAUAUAAAUAUUACACAUUAACUUGCUCCUUAAUCGCUACUAUGUAGCGUUUUUGGCGGGUAAUCGAAGCCUAUACAUAUCUGACAAACGAUCUUUCUAUGUG
This is a messenger RNA of Paramacrobiotus metropolitanus, 1962 nucleotides long. Its product is annotated as beta-alanine transporter-like. The transcript has 2 exons. Gene Ontology annotation, cellular component: membrane. The record is from RefSeq and is a predicted model, not a curated record. Lineage: Eukaryota; Metazoa; Tardigrada; Eutardigrada; Parachela; Macrobiotidae. Bases 140 to 1834 code for a protein of 564 amino acids. Gene Ontology annotation, molecular function: transmembrane transporter activity. Gene Ontology annotation, biological process: transmembrane transport.